ACUUGAUUGAGGUUGGAGCAUGGGGACUGGGGAGGUUAGCCGGAGUUGUCCCUUGGUCGGAAACCCAGCCCCUUUGGCUGAGCGGAGCUUUGGUCGGGAGCCCAGCCCCUCCGUAGCCCAAGCGAUCGAAGCCUGUGUUCUGAACAUCUGAACAGUGGUGGUGAGAGGAGCCGAGGCCCCGGGAGACGGAGAAGGGACGGAAAAGUGAAGUUGGAAGGAGGUGUUCCACGUUCGCAGAAAGUUUGUUACUUUGUAUAACACUUAAAAGUACAAAGUAAGAAAAUUGAAGUCAAAGACCAUGGGAGAUGCAGUGAAACCUUAUUUUAUGAAGCGUGCUAAAGACCGAGGGAAUAUAGAUGAUGAAGAUUUCAGAAGGGGUCACCCCCAGCAAGAUUAUUUAACAAUGGAUGAUUAUGCUAAAGGCCACAGCAGUAAAAUGGAAAAAGGCCUUCCAAAAAAAAAAAUAUCACCAGGAAACUAUGGGAAUACCCCCAGAAAAGGACCAUAUGCUGUUUCCAGCAAUCCAUAUGCAUUUAAAAACCCAAUUUAUAGUCAACCUGCUUGGAUAAAUGACAACCACAAAGAUCAGAGUAAGAGAUGGCUAUCUGAUGAACUUGCUGGUAAUUCGGACAGUUGGAGAGAAUUCAAACCUGGACCUAGAAUUCCUAUUAUAAACCGACCAAGAAAAGACUUGUUUCAAGAAAGUGAAGAUGGAUAUAGGUGGCAAGAUGGAAGAGGCUGCAGAACUGUAAGACGAUUAUUUCAUAAAGAACUGACAAGCCUAGAAACCAUGUCAGAAAUGGAAACAGGAAGCCCUGAAAACAAGAAGCAGAGGUCCAGACCUAGGAAGCCACGGAGGACCAGAAAUGAGGAAAAUGAGCAGGACGGAGACCUGGAAGGCCCUGUGAUCGAUGAAUCUGCGCUUUCGACCAAGGAGCUCCUGGGCUUACAGCAGGCCGAGGAGCGGCUGAAGAGAGACUGCAUUGACAGGCUGAAAAGGAAGCCAAGAAACUACCCUACAGCAAAGUACACCUGCAAACUUUGUGAUGUUUUAAUUGAAUCCAUUGCAUUUGCCCAUAAGCAUAUCAAAGAGAAGAGGCACAAGAAAAAUAUUAAGGAGAAGCAGGAGGAAGAGUUGCUCACUACGUUACCCCCGCCUACACCCUCCCAGAUAAAUGCAGUUGGUAUUGCCAUUGAGAAAGUGGUGCAGGAGUUUGGCUUACACAAUGAGAACUUGGAACAGAGACUAGAAAUUAAACGUAUCAUGGAAAAUGUGUUCCAACACAAGUUACCAGAUUGUUCUCUGAGAUUAUAUGGGUCAUCCUGUAGCAAAUUGGGUUUCAAAAAUUCAGAUGUAAACAUUGACAUUCAGUUCCCAGCCAUUAUGUCUCAGCCGGAUGUUCUCUUACUUGUUCAAGAAUGCUUAAAGAACAGUGACUCUUUUCUUGAUGUUGAUGCGGAUUUCCAUGCGAGGGUGCCAGUGGUGGUGUGCAGAGAAAAGCACAGUGGUCUUCUUUGCAAAGUGAGUGCAGGAAAUGAAAAUGCUUGUCUCACAACGAAUCAUUUAACUGCCCUUGGAAAGCUAGAAUCAAGGCUGGUUCCUUUGGUGAUUGCAUUUAGGUACUGGGCAAAGCUUUGCAGUAUAGAUCGCCCUGAAGAAGGAGGUUUGCCACCUUAUGUGUUUGCUCUGAUGGCCGUUUUCUUUCUUCAACAGAGGAAGGAACCCCUUCUGCCUGUUUAUCUAGGAUCAUGGAUUGAAGGAUUCUCAUUAAACAAACUAGGAAACUUCAACCUUAAAGACAUUCAGAAAGACGUUGUGCUUUGGGAAUACAGUGAUAAUGCUGCAGAGGACACAGACACAGCAAAAGAAGAGGCACCAAAAGAAGUGCCCAUUAAAAGGGGACAGGUAUCAUUAACAUUCGAUUUAAAACACCAGCCUUCCGUACCAGUUGGGCAGCUCUGGGUGGAGUUGCUUCGAUUCUAUGCCUUAGAGUUUAAUUUGGCUGAUUUAGUGAUAAGCAUCCGUGUCAAAGAAUCAAUAUCUCGUGAAUCGAAGGAUUGGCCCAAAAAGCGCAUUGCCAUUGAAGAUCCAUACUCUGUUAAAAGAAAUGUGGCAAGGACCCUAAAUAAUCAACCCGUGUUUGAAUAUAUACUUCAUUGUUUAAGGACAACAUAUAAAUAUUUUGCUCUUCCACAUAAAAUUACAAAAUCCAGCCUUCCAAAGCCUCUGAGUACUGUUAUGUGUAUUUCCGAACAUUCUAAAGAAGUAGCAAAGCGUGAUCCAGCUGUGCAAGUAAAAGAUGAUAGGCUCAAAAACUCAAUUUUAGCUCAAGGUUCUGGUGCUGCCAGUUCAACUGCAAACACCUGCAAGGUACAGCCACUUACUCCUAAAGGGACUGCUGCGAGCUUUGAAAGCCCGCCAACAGAGGAGAUGGGAAAUGCACACAUCAGUGUCCAUCUGGAAAACUCAGAUUGUAUCAAGGCAGAGGUCGGUUGUGAUGAUUAUGAAGAUAUUAAAGUACACCAUCAAGAAACAGGAGGUAAAACUGGGAAAGAAAAAAUUAAAAGGGAGAGCAAGAAGCAUCUUCUGACUGCCACCAUUCAAGCUUUAAGCAGUAGCAAACAUGGAGAGCUUGUCAUGUGUGGCAGCACACAAAAUGAUGACACAGACAGCACUUUGGAUUUAGAAGGCUUCCAAAAUCCUACAGCUAAAGAGUGUGAUGGAUAUGCUACUUUAGAUGGCAAGGCUGAUGUUGAUGAAGAAAGCAUGGAAGGUACUGAUGAACUCGAAGACACGCUAAGCCACUUUGCCCCUUCAAGACAGGGCAGGACGUCAGGAAUCAUUCACUCCGAUGAAGAGGAGGAGGAGGAAGAAGAGGAGGAGGAGGAUGAAGAACCCAGGCUCUCUGUUACCCGAAGGGAAGAUGAGGAUGAUAUUGCUAAUGAAGAUGAGUUAGACAAUAUCUACACUGGAUCAGGGGAUGAAGAUGCCUUGUCUGAAGAGGAUGAGGAAUUAGGCAGGUCUGCUAAGUAUGAGGACUUGAAACAAAGUGGAAAACAUGUAGAUGGAGCUCUACUAAUGGAACUUAAUAAAAUCAGUCUUAAAGAAGAAAACGUACAUGAGGAAAAUUCAGCUGUGGAUCAGUCUGAUUUCUUCUAUGAAUUUAGUAAACUCACCUUCACCAAAGGCAAGUCUCCUAUGGUAGUAUGCAGUUUAUGCAAACGAGAGGGUCAUCUAAAGAAGGACUGUCCCGAAGACUUCAAAAGAAUCCAGCUGGAACCUUUGCCACCAUUAACACCCAAAUUUUCAAAUAUCUUAGAUCAAGUUUGCAUCCAGUGUUAUAAGGAUUUUUCUCCAACUAUUUUAGAAGAUCAGGCUCGUGAACAUAUUCGGCAAAACCUAGAAAGUUUCAUAAGACAGGAGUUUCCAGGAACUAAAUUGAGCUUGUUUGGCUCCUCCAAAAAUGGAUUUGGGUUCAAACAGAGUGACCUUGACGUCUGUAUGACAAUUAAUGGACUUGAAACUGCUGAGGGAUUGGACUGUGUACGAACUAUUGAAGAAUUGGCAAGAGUCCUCAAAAAACAUUCAGGUCUGAGAAACAUCUUGCCUAUUACCACAGCAAAGGUGCCAAUUGUAAAGUUCUUCCAUUUGAGAAGUGGGCUGGAAGUGGACAUCAGUUUGUAUAACACAUUGGCCCUUCAUAACACAAGGCUCUUAUCUGCUUAUUCAGCCAUUGAUCCCAGAGUGAAAUAUUUGUGCUAUACCAUGAAAGUAUUUACAAAGAUGUGCGACAUUGGUGACGCGUCAAGAGGCAGCUUGUCGUCCUAUGCAUACACGCUUAUGGUGCUCUAUUUCCUCCAGCAGAGGAACCCGCCAGUCAUUCCUGUCCUUCAGGAGAUAUACAGAGGUGAAAAGAAACCUGAAAUAUUUGUUGAUGGCUGGAAUAUUUAUUUUUUUGAUCAAAUAGAUGAACUGCCUUCCUAUUGGCCAGAAUAUGGAAAAAAUACAGAAUCUGUUGGGCAGCUAUGGUUGGGUCUUCUUCGUUUCUACACGGAGGAAUUUGAUUUUAAAGAACAUGUUAUUAGCAUCAGGAGAAAAAGUCUGCUUACAACUUUUAAGAAACAGUGGACUUCAAAAUACAUUGUGAUUGAAGAUCCUUUUGAUUUGAAUCAUAAUCUUGGAGCUGGAUUAUCAAGGAAAAUGACAAAUUUUAUAAUGAAAGCAUUUAUUAAUGGUAGAAGAGUAUUCGGUAUUCCAGUCAAAGGAUUUCCAAAGGACUGCCCCUCAAAAAUGGAGUACUUUUUUGAUCCAGAUGUGCUAACUGAAGGAGAGCUGGCCCCAAAUGAUAGAUGUUGCCGAAUUUGUGGGAAAAUUGGACACUUCAUGAAGGAUUGUCCUAUGAGGAGAAAAGUGAGGCGACGGCGAGAUCAGGAUGAUACCCCGAACCAAAGAUACCCUGAGAACAAAGAGAAAAGAAGCAAAGAGGACAAGGAAAUUCAGAACAAGUACACAGAGAGGGAGGCAUCAACAAAGGAAGAUAAACCCGCACAGUGCACCCCUCAGAAAGCCAAGCCAGUGACGGCAGCCGGCGACCUGGGGAGAGAGAGACUUCUCAGGCCACCGGUGGAGAAAUGGAAGAGGCAGGACGACAAAGACUUAAGAGAAAAGCGCUGUUUUAUUUGUGGAAGAGAAGGGCACAUUAAAAAGGAAUGCCCACAGUUUAAAGGCUCUGCAGGUUUGUCUAAAUCAGAUUGUGUGUUUGGAUCCCCUUCGUCAGCUAGCCCUUUGAGACCAGCUGGCACGUUUGUCCAGGCAGUGCUUUUACAUGAAGACAAAAAGAAACAAAAAACAACUGUAUUUUUGAGUCCCCAGUCAGGUAGCCUUUCCAGUAAAUAUAUGACUCAGGGAAAAGCCUCAGCGAAGAGGACCCAGCAGGAAUCAUGAGGGAAGGAAAUGCAGCACUCUCAGUGGCCACUCGGGCGUGCCUGUUCACUUUGAAAAUUAGGUUCAUUUCACAGGACACAGCAGCGUAGAUCAGGCUUCAACUUAAUAUUUAAGGGAAAUGUCAGAUUUUUUUAACUUAAUGAAAUUGUUAAUGAGGAAAAAAAAUUUUAAUAUAAUCUUACCUACCACAAAUCCCCAUAGAUUCAAGGAUUUUAAUGGAAAGCCAUGACGUAUGUAUUUAAGCCAGGUUUAAAAAAAAAAGUUAACUAUGGGCCAGUGUUUACUGAAUACAAUUUCAUGGUUUUUAAUUCUUUCAAAGCACACUGAGAAUGGUGUGCUGAUAAACCCCAAGUGAAUUAACCCUUUUUUCCCCUAUAAAUCCCUUUUGUUUUGAAGAGGGGAAAUUAUAUUUAUUGUUGUUUACUGAAUCCUUGUGUGAAAGCGUAUCAAAUAUGUGUGAACUGCUACUACUGUAUUUACAAUUUACAAACUUUAUUUUAUUGAUAUUUGUAGAAGUGAUAACGAACAUGAGUACCUAUUUAUGUGAGCCUUCCAUGGAUGAGCAGUGCCACUGAGGGGCUUGUGUUUUUCCCUCUCUAAUUUUAAGUGAGUUGACAUAUAAGUACUAUGCUCAUAAAAAUGAAGUAAGGAAAACAAGUAGUCCUGUUUGCUGCUAAAAACAUUUUCAAAGGAAAAAUGACAAAAUAAAAGUGCUUUUUACUUUUUAUGAUAUUCAAUUAGGGUGGAGAACUUUUAAACAUCCCUGAAGAUUAAAGAGGCUAUCUCUGCCAAUCACGAGUUUGGUUGGCGUCAUUUUGAGUCUGACUGGAGCCCUCAUGGAAUUGUUUCUCUGACGUCACAAGCCCUUCAGAAGUAGUACAUGGUCAGAACUAUGCCUUGGUUUAUUUAUCAUUUUGAAAUAAAAUCAAAAUUUCAAUCUGUAA
Messenger RNA from Equus quagga, 5889 nucleotides. RefSeq names its product terminal uridylyl transferase 7 (gene TUT7). Lineage: Eukaryota; Metazoa; Chordata; Mammalia; Perissodactyla; Equidae. The record is from RefSeq and is a predicted model, not a curated record. The transcript has 29 exons. Gene Ontology annotation, molecular function: nucleic acid binding; RNA uridylyltransferase activity; zinc ion binding. The coding region runs from base 299 to 4945 and encodes 1548 amino acids.